AAAAAUGUUCACUUCACAGCAUUUGACAUGUCCGGGCAUGAUCGGUACCGAUCACUGUGGGAACAUUAUUACAAAGAUUGUCAAGGAAUAAUUUUUAUUAUUGACAGCAGCGAUAAACUACGAUUGGUUGUCGUCAAAGAAGAACUAGAUAUGUUACUUCAGCAUCCAGAUAUUGUUGGACGCAAAAUUCCGAUCUUAUUUUUGGCAAAUAAAAUGGAUUUACCGGAUUCAAUAACGGCUGUCAAGCUUGUUGCAGCUCUAGGACUCGACAGAAUCUACAAUAAGCCUUGGCACAUACGAGCUACGAAUGCCGUUACUGGAGACGGAUUACAGGCGGCUAUUGAAUGGCUCACCGAUCAAAUUCGUGAUAUUUAUAUCAAUAAUAAAAGAUAA
Molecule: messenger RNA, 393 nt
Organism: Cotesia congregata
Lineage: Eukaryota; Metazoa; Arthropoda; Insecta; Hymenoptera; Braconidae
Source: the annotation of a GenBank genome assembly